UUCCGGAUGACUCAUGGGAGGAAGGUGGUGUGCAAGAGCGGCUCUUCUCCUCUUCCCAUGGUCGAAGCAGCAGCUGGAAGAUGAAGAGGAUGGCAAUAGGAGCACACUCUGAAUAACUGUAAAGAACAAUCAGUGUUGAAAUGGGAAGAAAAUCAAGCCAAAAAUCAAAAUAUUUUCCAUUUCCUGCAGAAAACCAUACAAAUCUCCUCCUCCUCCAGCAGCUGUUUGACAAAAGAGAGAAAAUUAAGAAAGAAUAAGCAGACUAUGCAGAGCUCAAGGAUAAAUUAAAUGAGAGGGGAUGGGAGAUUAUUCAUAAUUCAGCAAAAGAGGGAAAUAUCUGGAAGUCUGUUCGAAAGAAAAGAUCAAUAGUAAAGCCACGUAGAACAGACAGGAAUGCAGGCCUCUCCCUGAGAGGAAGAAGAUGGCUUGAAUGAAAGAACCCUUAACAAAGGCAUUGUCCAUAUUUUUUACCUCCUCAAGAAUAUCAGUGGUGCAAAAGCUUCAUAAAUUUGCUUAUUGUUGGAAAAGCACAGAUUGCAAAUCACAGCUGAUUAUGCACAAGAGGAGACGGAAAGCCACACAAAUUACCUGAAUGUGACAAAAACUACGGUCACAAAAGCUCCCUUGUUGUUCAUGGAAGCACCUCCACAAAGGAGGGAAGCCACAAAAGUGCUCCCAAUGUGGUAAAUGCUUUAGUGAGCAUGGCAACAUGGUGCUAUAUCAGAUAACUCACAGGAGGGAGAAACAUAUGACUGUGCAGAUUGUGUGAAAGUUUCAUUAGAAAUUCCCAGGUCUUGAGAUACUAAAGGAUGCACACAAAGGAAUAAAACCAUUUUAACAUCCUUUCUGUGGGAAAUGUUUCAGUGAGGCACCUGAGGACUUCCGCAAAAGAGAAACCUUUUGAAUGUCCCGAUUGUGGAAAAAAAUAUAGUCACAAUUUAGGUCUCGUGAUGCAUCAGUAGAUUGACUCCAGGGAGAAACUCUAUGAGUAUCUAGAUUGUGGGGAAAACAUCAUUAGAAAUUUCCAUCUCAAGAGACACCAGAGAACACAGAAGAAAAACCCUUUGAAUGUCCUGAUUAUGGGAAAGUCACAAUUCUGGUGAUACACCAGAAGACUCCCAUAGGAGAGAAAUGCUUUGAAUGACCUGAUCGUUGGAAAACUUUCAGUUAUGAUUCCAAUUUGUGAAACACCAGAGGAAUCAUAAAAGAGAAAAACCCAUUCAAUGUCCAGACUGUGGGAGAAGCUUCAAUUGUAAUUCCCACCUGGUAACACAUCAGAAGAUUCACUCCAUGGAGAAACCUUAUAAGUGUAGAGAUUGUGGGGAAAGUUUCAUUAUAAAUUCCCACCUCUUGAGACAUAAGACCAUGCACACAGGAGAGAAACCCUUUGAACCACCUGACUGUGGCAAAAGCUUUAGUGAUAAUUCUAGCCUGAUGAAACACCGGAAGACUCACAUAAGAGAGAAACCCUUUGAAUGUCCUAACAGUGGGAAAAGUUUCAGUCGAAAUGCCUAUCUGGUGAUACACCAGAGGACUUACACUGGAGAGAAACCCUUUGAAUGUCCUAUCUGUGGGAAAAGCUUUAAUGAUAAUUCCAGUAUGGUGGCACACCAGAGGACUCACAGAAAACCCUUUGAAUGUCCUGAUUGUGGGAAAGCUUUCAGUCUGAGUUCCACCCUGGUGGCACACCAGAGGACUCACACAGGAGAGAAACCCUUUGAAUGUCCUGAUUGUGGGAAAAGUUUCAGUCAGAAUUCAAGCCUGGUGAAACACCAGAGGACUCACACAGGAGAGAAACCCUUUGAAUGUCCUAUCUGUGGGAAAAACUUUAAUGAUAAUUCCAAUAUGGUGGCACACCAGAGGACUCACACAGGAGAGAAACCCUUUGAAUGUUCUGAUUGUGGAAAAAGUUUCAGUCAGAAUUCCAGCCUGGUGAAACACCAGAGGACUCACACAGGAGUGAAACUCUUUGAAUGUCCUGACUGUGGGAAAAGUUUUAUUAAGAAUUCCAGCCUGUUGGGACACCAGCGGACUCACACAGGAGAGAAACACUUUGAAUGUCCUGAUUGUGGGAAAUGUUUUAGUCGGAGUUCCAGCCUGGUGAAACACCAGAGGACUCACACAGGAGAGAAACCUUUUGAAUGUCCUGAUUGUGGGAAAAGUUUUAUUAAGAAUUCCAUCCUGGUGAAACACCAGAGGACUCACACAGGAGAGAAACCAUUUGAAUGUCCUAUCUGUGGGAAAGGUUUCAGUCAGAAUUCCUACCUGGUGAUACACCAGAGGACUCACACAGGAGAGAAACCCUUUGAAUGUCCUAUCUGUGGGAAAAGCUUUAGUUAUAAUUCUAAUCUGGUGAGACACAAGAGGACACACACAGGAGUGAAACCCUUUGAAUGUCCUGAUUGUAGGAAAAGUUUUAGUCUCAGUUCCAGCCUGCUGAGACAUCAGAGGACUCACACAGGAGAAAAACCCUUUGAAUGUCCUAUCUGUGGGAAAAGCUUUAAUGAUAAUUCCAAUAUGGUGGCACAUCAGAGGACUCACACAGGAGAGAAACCCUUUGAAUUGCCUGAUUGAGGGAGAGGUUUUGUCAGGGCUGCUUCACUCAGUAACCAAGAAAGAAACCACUCAACUCCAUCUUGCAGAAUUAAGAGUACUUUUAG
Molecule: messenger RNA, 2660 nt
Organism: Thamnophis elegans (Western terrestrial garter snake)
Lineage: Eukaryota; Metazoa; Chordata; Lepidosauria; Squamata; Natricidae
Product: zinc finger protein 135-like
Exons: 2
Coding region: 1291-2574 (427 amino acids)
Biological process (GO): regulation of transcription by RNA polymerase II
Cellular component (GO): nucleus
Molecular function (GO): ubiquitin protein ligase activity; RNA polymerase II cis-regulatory region sequence-specific DNA binding; DNA-binding transcription activator activity, RNA polymerase II-specific
Source: RefSeq, a predicted model, not a curated record